GGGGAGGCAACCUGAAACAAAGUGAGGUAAUUAAACAUGGCCUUGGAGAAGUCUCCCAAAUGUUCCAAUCCGGACUUCCAGCGUCCAUGCGUGUGCGCGCUUUAGUUUUCGAUUCUUCCAGGUCCUGGUUUUGCGUUUCUAAUAAAAGUGAACUAACAAAGCGUGAACGUGGUCUACGGAGCAAAACAAAACCAUAAAGCAUGCUUCGGCUGUGCCAAGAUUAAUCAAUAUUCCGGGGAGCUCGGGCUGCCCCCUCCUCCUGCUGUUUUCAUUUUCCCACUCCCCCUUUCCCCAGCACAGACUCCGCCUCUUUUCUUAAGUUGCCUGAUAGUAAGUGGCGGUUUCAGAGCACAUGCCUGUUGUCAGAGCCAGCCUGCCCCGCCGCUCGCUGAGCUGUUACUCCGAGCUACCUGCUGGGGAAUUCACCUCGACGUAGCCUGGGGUGUCUUCCACCCGUCCCAGAGUCAGAAAAGUUGUUCUCUCUAACACCGAAGAGGAGAUUCCGCUUUCUGGGGACAAGUUCAAGACACUGACGUGCAAAGACGUGAUAAAUUCCUAGAAAGAUAAAAUAUGACAAAAAGCAACGGAGAAGAGCCCAGGAUGGGGGGCAGGAUGGAGAGAUUCCAGCAAGGGGUGCGCAAGCGGACGCUUCUGGCCAAGAAGAAAGUACAGAACAUCACAAAGGAGGACGUUAAGAGUUACCUGUUUCGGAAUGCCUUUGUGCUGCUCACGGUCACUGCUGUCAUUGUGGGAACAAUCCUUGGAUUUGCCCUCCGACCAUAUAAAAUGAGCUACCGGGAGGUCAAGUACUUCUCGUUUCCCGGGGAGCUUCUGAUGAGGAUGCUACAGAUGUUGGUCUUACCCCUGAUCAUCUCCAGUCUCGUCACAGGAAUGGCGGCCCUAGAUAGUAAGGCAUCCGGGAAGAUGGGGAUGCGAGCAGUAGUCUAUUACAUGACUACCACCAUCAUUGCUGUGGUGAUUGGCAUAAUCAUUGUCAUCAUCAUCCACCCUGGAAAGGGCACAAAGGAAAACAUGUACAGAGAAGGUAAAAUCGUACAGGUGACUGCUGCGGAUGCCUUCCUGGAUUUGAUCAGGAACAUGUUCCCUCCCAAUCUGGUAGAAGCCUGCUUUAAACAGUUUAAAACCAGCUAUGAGAAAAGAAGCUUCAAAGUGCCUAUCCAGUCCAAUGAAACACUUUUGGGCGCUGUGAUCAACAACGUGUCAGAGGCCAUGGAGACUCUGACCCGGAUCCGAGAGGAGAUGGUGCCAGUUCCCGGAUCCGUGAAUGGGGUCAAUGCCCUGGGUCUAGUUGUCUUCUCCAUGUGCUUUGGUUUUGUGAUCGGAAACAUGAAGGAGCAAGGGCAAGCGCUGAGAGAAUUCUUUGAUUCUCUUAACGAAGCUAUCAUGAGGCUGGUAGCAGUGAUAAUGUGGUAUGCGCCUCUAGGCAUCCUCUUCUUGAUCGCAGGGAAGAUUGUUGAGAUGGAAGACAUGGGUGUGAUUGGGGGACAGCUUGCCAUGUACACAGUGACAGUCAUUGUCGGCCUCCUCAUUCACGCCGUCAUCGUCCUGCCUCUCCUCUACUUCCUGGUAACCCGGAAAAACCCCUGGGUUUUCAUUGGAGGGUUGCUGCAAGCACUCAUCACAGCCCUUGGGACCUCCUCAAGUUCUGCCACCUUACCCAUCACUUUCAAGUGCCUGGAAGAGAACAAUGGUGUGGACAAACGCAUCACCAGAUUUGUGCUCCCUGUGGGGGCCACCAUUAACAUGGAUGGGACCGCCCUCUACGAGGCUUUGGCCGCCAUUUUCAUCGCUCAAGUGAACAACUUUGACCUGAACUUUGGACAGAUUAUAACAAUAAGUAUCACAGCCACUGCUGCAAGCAUCGGGGCAGCCGGGAUUCCUCAGGCCGGCCUGGUCACCAUGGUCAUCGUGCUGACAUCUGUGGGCCUGCCCACGGAUGACAUCACACUCAUCAUUGCAGUGGACUGGUUUCUGGACCGCCUCCGAACCACCACCAAUGUGCUAGGUGACUCCCUCGGAGCAGGGAUUGUUGAACACUUGUCCCGACACGAACUGAAGAACCGAGAUGUUGAAAUGGGGAACUCCGUGAUUGAGGAGAACGAAAUGAAAAAGCCGUAUCAGCUGAUUGCCCAGGACAAUGAACCGGAGAAACCAGUGGCAGACAGCGAAACCAAGAUGUAGACUGACGGAGAAGUGCUUUCUUGAGCACCAAGUGUUGGAAACUGUUCUACAAUGUAUCCAUCUCCCUGGGCUCCCAGUGAGCUCCUCUUUCCUCCCUACUCUGAUAGGAUUGGAAAAUGUCCCAAAACAAUGGAGGGCUCUGCAGCAGCCAAAAUGUAUUGGUUUAUUUAGCCCACAUUUGAAAUUUUUAAAUCAUUUCAUAUUAUUCUUACCAAGUAAGUUACAAUCAAACACAGUUUCGAUAUUACAAAUUUAAAUGGCAAAUGAUUCCGUGCAACUGUUUUGUAAGUAAAAGCAUUAAGCAAAUGAUAGGCUACGAAAAAAAAAAAGUUUUAAAAUCAACUUUCAAAAUGUAAAAAUCCUUCAGAACACAACUGAGUUUUAGUCUUAAAGCAUUACAACUUGAUGAGCGAUUAUCAGUUACCCGGUGGGUAGCUGAGAGGUUUCCCUUUUCUUCUGUCUCCUGUCCUGAUUUGAUCAGCGUCAGGCCAAUCUCCACAUGCACACAGCACAGCUGUGAGGAGGAGCAGAGAGUGAGGCUCCCAAAUGGUCUUGAGUGAGCCUUGUCUCAGCCCUUGGCCUCAGUGUUCUCAUCCAGAAAGAGUGAUUCCUAGAUAAGAUAGGCCUCUCUAGCCCAGACUUCUUCGACACCAGGAAGGAUCCUGUAUAACAUGAGGACCUCAGUCAGGACACUUAAUGGGAGUAGACAUUUCUCUCUAUGGGCAGGCUGUGUGUGGCUCACUAGAUCCUGGGUCCAAAAUGUUGGUUCUAGAAGAAGAUAGGUGGAAGGCCAUCCCAGGUGGCCAGCCCCUUGGCCUGUUGUUCUGUUUUAUUUUGUUUUGUGUUCCAGUACUAGAAGCACUCCCUUCUUGGGUACUCUUCCCAAACCCAAGGCAAAACAACCUCCUGCCACCUCUUCAGCUGACAAUUAGAUGUUUAGGAAAUAAAGAGAAGACUAGCAAGGGUGCUCAUGGUCUUACUAUGGAACACUGAAGAGUGGACAAAGAGUAGAAUGUGGCCAGCAUUACAAAAGGGAGGAUUCUUUUUAAGAUCAGGAAAAGUUAGUCUCCUUUAAAGACUAAAAUGGAGAGAUACACCUCGGCCUUUUUCUGUAAGCCUAAACACUUCAUCUUCAGUUCCUAAUCGGACCCCAAAGAGACAACAUAUACCCCCACUUCUUUCUUAUCUCACAGUCCAGCCAACGAUAUCUCUGGAACAGAUCCACAAGCUGGGUGAAUGGUCUCAUUUCUAAAAAGGAAAAUUCUUUUUGUUUUCUGUUUGUUUGUUUUGUCUGUUUUAACCAGAAGUUCUUAGGAUAGCAAAACAACAUACUUCAUUGUAUAGCGAUGUCUCUUGACAAAUCAUUCAAAACUCUCAUCUAGAGCAGAGUUUUCUUGUUUAUGUGCCUACAAAAAAAAAAAAGACAAAAAAAAAAAAGGCAGAUGAAUCAGCAUGAGAAUAACAUCACCGAGGAUGGAAGAAAAGACAGCAGGGGAAUUCCUUUCAAGCAAGGCAGCUCCCAGGUUUAAAAGAGAUUAAUUUUACUCCCUUAGGAAUAUCCAGUCAAAGAUACUCAACGGGAGCCAUCUGACAGUACCAGCUGCAUCAGACUUUCUGACCGAAAAUGAUGAAUGGACACAAUUAUGCUAACAGACUGAGCAUCUAGAAUCGCAUCUCCCAAUCUACGAUUAGAGAUAUUUUCUAGAGAUCCUGAGCAUUCCAUGCAUAUAAAGGUUAACACUAGGCUAUGGUGGAGUAAUCAUUUAAUGGCAAGCUCUAUUUGGGAAAUACACUACAGAGGUUAAUCUAUGUGGCAGUCAUUUUUCGGCACUAGUAGAACAAACCUUAAUCACAUCAAAUUAAUGCUGUUUACCCAGUGUGACAUUUUUUUAUACUAACCAUUUCUUAUGAAAACAGCUCCUCUUAGAGUGAUCCUUUUGCCAGUCCAUCACAGGCUCUGCAUAUGUGUGUACCCACUGUGGACUGGGAAACAUCACUUUGUAGAUGUAUUUUCAAUAAAGAAAAAAAUAGUUUUACA
This is a messenger RNA of Mastomys coucha (southern multimammate mouse), 4240 nucleotides long. It is a transcript of the gene Slc1a3, whose product is annotated as solute carrier family 1 member 3. Gene Ontology annotation, cellular component: plasma membrane. The record is from RefSeq and is a predicted model, not a curated record. Bases 571 to 2202 code for a protein of 543 amino acids. NCBI's taxonomy places the organism in Eukaryota, Metazoa, Chordata, Mammalia, Rodentia, Muridae. Gene Ontology annotation, biological process: L-aspartate import across plasma membrane; L-glutamate import across plasma membrane; D-aspartate import across plasma membrane. The transcript is spliced from 10 exons. Gene Ontology annotation, molecular function: neutral L-amino acid transmembrane transporter activity; L-glutamate transmembrane transporter activity; glutamate:sodium symporter activity.